Dermacentor silvarum is the source of this 595-nucleotide messenger RNA. RefSeq lists its product as uncharacterized. The record is from RefSeq and is a predicted model, not a curated record. Lineage: Eukaryota; Metazoa; Arthropoda; Arachnida; Ixodida; Ixodidae. Gene Ontology annotation, molecular function: protein serine/threonine kinase activity. The coding region runs from base 83 to 595 and encodes 170 amino acids. The transcript has 5 exons.
CGCAGAAUUCUCGCCCGUGCUUUCCGGAGGUGGCGCUGGGGUGUUCAGCCCAUCGAAGAAGGCUAGGGUAAAACAAGCUGCCAUGGAUAAAAAGAAGCAGUCUGCUAGGAUGUUGGUGACACUUUUCCCCAGGGUUCCGAAGACUGCCACGGUGCUUCUGGAGUUCUUCAUCAAGCGCGAGAGCAAAGUGUCCCUGAUGCGCGACCCGCUGUCUCACUUCUGCCAGGAAGAAGUAGUGUUGCACGCGCAGGAGUGCAUGCUCAAGCUGAACAAGCAAGUCAUCACGUACCAGGACGUCCGCGACAUGGUCGAAAAUCUAGUCGGUCUCCACAGCCUUUGCAUCAAGAAGGACCCCGAGGUUGCCAAGACCCUUGGCGUGACCGUGCGCAAACUGAUCAUCAUCACUGGCGAGGUGGCGUCGUCCCUGGAAAAGAUUGCCGAGGUGUCCGUCACAGACUGGAUGGCUAUCGGAGACGCCAUUAUCACCAAGAUUGAACGGAUGGUACUGCCCAAGCCUCAGGCGUUCUCAACGUUUAUACCAAGGAUACGCGACUUCCACAGCCUUAAGAUGCUCGGUGCGGGAGGGUUCGGGUAA